Pocillopora meandrina is the source of this 1190-nucleotide messenger RNA. NCBI's taxonomy places the organism in Eukaryota, Metazoa, Cnidaria, Anthozoa, Scleractinia, Pocilloporidae. The record is from the annotation of a GenBank genome assembly.
ACAGAUUUAUCUCAUGCCUUUGUUAAAGACAAGUUCCAUUACCUGAAUGUUAACAAGAUUGGGACGUUUUUGGUGACGGACGUGUUUGACUGUACGUUUAAUUGUCUUCGUCUACCGUCAUGCGUUUCUGUAAACUUGGCGAGCAACACAGGAGCCGAUGGAACUAUUUGGUGCGAGUUGCUGUCUUCUGAUAAAUACCAAAACUCCCAGAAGUUCGAAGGAAACCAGACUUCUCAUCAUUUACUCCGAAAGGUAAACUUUUGAAAAAAACAGCGAAAAUAACAUAAUAACGGCAUAAAACAUAGAAAAAAUAAUGAUAAAAAAGAUAAUUAAAAAACAGACAAGGGAAAACAAACCAAAAAUACAAAACAAAACAAAACAAAAAACAAAAACAAAAACAAAAAAACCAGGAAGAUAAAAAAUAUAAAUUCUGAAUUUGCUUGUAUCUGAGUAUUUAUCAGUGAAUCAUCCGAUAAAAAUGAUGUUUUUGUUUUAAUCAUGAACAGAGUAAUAACGACGAAAACAACAAAAUACACGCCUAGGUAACAAAAUGAAUUGAGAAAAUGAAUAAAAAUAAGCAAACAGAAGGAAAAAAAACAAACAAUACCGAAAUAAAAAUAAAAAAAAAACAAGAUAUCAAAAGAGAGAAAAACCUGAACAAAAUGAUUUUAAUUUUUGGUUCAGGUCUACUCAACUCUUACUUUGGUUUGAUUUCUUUUGCGUUCCUUUUUUUAUCUUUUAAUUUGUUCUGUGUUUUUUCCUUUUGCUAACCAGAAAGGCCAAGCAAUCAAAAUAUUUUCAAUUUGUUCUGAUAAAAAAUGGAUUUGACUUUCUCACAUGCGUUUCUUACAUUGAUGUCAUAAAUAUUCAAAUCCACCGAAAAGAAUUUCAAAGCUGACUUUCGAGUGUUAGCCCUUUGUCUGUUGGCCCUUCGCUGUGACGAAGGGCUAACGUUCGAAACGUCAGCUUUAAAAUGUUCUUGCGGCCAAUUUACGUUAUAAACUCAGUUGAUAAAAUCAAAUUACCUGAGAAUAAAACAACUUAUUGCUUUGUUAUUUCAGUCGCAAUGUAUUUCUACGCCGUGUCAAAAUGGUGGUACAUGUCUGGCAAAUUAUCAGGACGACACGUUCACAUGUCUUUGUAAAAACGAUUAUAUUGGACAACACUGUGAAAAAGGUAAUGAUUUAAAA